Messenger RNA from Thalassophryne amazonica, 1377 nucleotides. It is a transcript of the gene mvda, whose product is annotated as mevalonate (diphospho) decarboxylase a. Lineage: Eukaryota; Metazoa; Chordata; Actinopteri; Batrachoidiformes; Batrachoididae. The transcript is spliced from 10 exons. Bases 25 to 1224 code for a protein of 399 amino acids. Gene Ontology annotation, molecular function: ATP binding; diphosphomevalonate decarboxylase activity. Gene Ontology annotation, cellular component: cytosol. Gene Ontology annotation, biological process: isopentenyl diphosphate biosynthetic process, mevalonate pathway; isoprenoid biosynthetic process. The record is from RefSeq and is a predicted model, not a curated record.
AAAUACCCUGGUAUUCACAGAACGAUGCCUGACGAUCGAGUUGACAUAGUUACUUGCACCGCUCCUGUUAACAUCGCUGUUAUCAAAUACUGGGGGAAGAGAAAUGAAGAAUUGAUUCUACCCCUUAAUUCAUCUUUGAGCGUCACUUUGCAUCAAGACCAGUUGAAAACAAAAACAUCAGUCGCAACUAGUGCAUCGUUUGCCAAAGAUCGAAUAUGGCUCAAUGGCAAAGAGGAGAACAUAAACCACCCAAGACUCCAGUCCUGUCUGAGAGAGAUUCGUCGACUGUCCAGAAAGAGGCAUGGGGACAGUGAUCGUGAUGUGUAUCCUCUUGGUUUAACAAACAAAGUGCACAUCUGCUCCAUUAACAAUUUUCCCACUGCUGCUGGGCUUGCCUCGUCUGCUGCUGGAUUUGCCUGUAUUGUCUAUACGCUGGCUCAGGUGUUUGGAGUCCGAGAGGAAUUGUCCGCGAUUGCUCGGCAAGGCUCAGGCAGCGCCUGUCGAAGUAUGCAUGGAGGGUUUGUCCAAUGGAUCAUGGGGCAGCGAGAUGAUGGCAAGGACAGUCUAGCCCAGCAGGUGGCUCCAGAGAUGCACUGGCCUGAGCUCAGAGUCCUUGUACUAGUGGCCAGUGACAAGCAGAAGCCAAUAGGAAGUACCGCUGGAAUGCAAACCAGUGUCCAAACAAGCUGCCUUUUAAAGCAUCGGGUUGAGUCUGUCGUCCCAGGGCGAAUGUCAGACAUGAUUGAUGCCGUGGUCAGAAAAGAUUUUCCCACAUUUGCCAAGCUAACCAUGAAGGACAGUAACCAGUUCCAUGCCACCUGUCUUGACACUUACCCUCCCAUCUUCUACCUCAACAGUGUGUCUCAUCAGGUCAUCAACUUAGUCCAUCGUUACAACCGGCACUAUGGGGAAACGAGGGUGGCCUACAGUUUUGACGCAGGGCCCAAUGCCAUCAUCUUCACCCUACAAGAGUAUAUCUCCAUGUUUGUUCAGGCAGUCCAGCAUUUCUUUCCCCCAGACACCAAUAAAGAGCAGUUUAUUAAAGGUCUUCCAGUUAGCCCUGUUGUUUUGACUGAGGAGGUGAAGCAGGCCAUCGGCUUGGAGCCCAUGCCAAAAGGAAUUAGCUACAUUAUUAGUACCAAGGCUGGACCAGGCCCCUGUGUUGUGGAGGAUCCUGCUCAGCAUCUGCUCAGAUCAGACGGGUUUCCAAAGACAACUGUGUGAUCCAGUGCAUAUGAAGAUCUACAUAAUGCAAAACAAUAUUUUAGCAGAUAUAAUUAGUUUUUUAAUUAAUUAAAGCAAGAGACAACACACCAUGUCUGCAUUGUUUUGGCAUGUUUGUAUUGUUUUCUAGCACUACAUAUCUCAGAAUGCUAG